Molecule: messenger RNA, 2133 nt
Organism: Aspergillus luchuensis
Lineage: Eukaryota; Fungi; Ascomycota; Eurotiomycetes; Eurotiales; Aspergillaceae
Product: putative glycerol-3-phosphate acyltransferase Sct1
Exons: 1
Coding region: 1-2133 (710 amino acids)
Biological process (GO): phospholipid biosynthetic process
Cellular component (GO): endoplasmic reticulum membrane
Molecular function (GO): glycerol-3-phosphate O-acyltransferase activity; glycerone-phosphate O-acyltransferase activity
Source: RefSeq, a predicted model, not a curated record
AUGGCGCGCAGAUUUAUGAUCCCGUGGUUGUACGACCUCGGAGUGUGGAUUUUCACUCUCUGUCUGGACAUCUUCUUCCGCGAGGUCUACUCGCGCGGCGCAUGGCGGAUUCCCAAACGCGGCCCUGUCAUCAUCGUCGCCGCCCCUCAUGCAAAUCAGUUUGUAGAUUCCAUUCUGUUGAUGCGCAUUUUGAAACACUAUGCCGGUCGCAGAACCUCGUUUUUGAUCGCCGAGAAGUCCAUGCGCGAGCCGUACAUCGGCACCAUGGCCGGGUGCAUGGGCGCUCUCCCCGUCGUGCGAUCGAUGGACCAUGUCAAACCCGCCAAGGGUGAGAUUUACCUCCCCGAUCCUGACAACGAUCCGACCCUGGUCCGUGGCAGGGGUACCGACUUCACUUCCGAUCAGUUCAUGGUGGGCGGCGCCAUCAUUCUCCCGCGUGUGGGCAAAACAAGUCCGGAACAACAGGCAAUUGAGGAGAUCUUAGGACCCGAGGAAAUUCGUCUGCGGAAACCAUUUAAGAAGUUCGAGAAGGACCAUCCCCUUUACGAGCCAUUGCGCAAGGGUACCCCAUUCAAGGCUGCUCCUCACAUCGAUCAGAGCAAGAUGUUCGCCUCCGUGUAUUCCGAGCUCGUCGCAGGUGGUUGUAUCGGUAUCUUCCCGGAAGGCGGAAGUCAUGAUCGUCCCAGUCUGUUGCCCUUGAAAGCCGGUGUCGCCAUUAUCGCCCUCGGAACGCUCGCGCAGGAUCCCAACUGCGGUCUCUCUAUUAUCCCAUGCGGCAUGAACUACUUCCAUCCGAACAAGUUCCGUUCUCGUGCCGUUGUUGAAUUCGGUAACCCUGUGCAAGUUCACCCGGAUCAGAUUGAGGCUUUCAAGGCUGGUGGAAACUCGAAGCGGAAUGCUGUGGGAUCUCUGUUGGAGACAAUCACGGAAGCACUCACUGCAGUAACCCAGCAAGCGCCCGACCACGAGACCCUGAUGGUCAUCCAAGCCACCCGACGACUAUAUAAGCCCUUGCGAAUGAAGCUCCCUCUGCCCGUUGUGAUCGAACUGAACCGCCGACUUCUCAAAGGCUACACCCAAUUCAAAGAUGAACCCAAGGUGCUCCAGUUGAAGAAGGCCAUCUCCGACUAUAACCGCCGUCUCCGGGCCCUCGGGAUUCGGGAUCACCAGGUUGAAUGGGGUGACGUGACGCAUCGGCCGUGGUGGCUUGUCUUUGGUACCUUGUUAUACCGCGUGGGAGAGUUGCUUACGCUUGCGAUCGGAACCUUGCCAUCGGUGGCACUUUUCUGGCCUGUCUUCGUGACGGCCAAGGUUGUUUCGGUCAAGAAGCAGCGCAAGGCCCUUGCCGGUUCCGUGGUCAAGCUCGAGGGUCGCGACGUCGUUGGAACGUGGAAGAUCCUGGUCGCUAUGGGAUUGGCACCAGCCCUCUAUACCUGGUAUACCGUAAUUGUGACGAUCUGGCUCCAUUACUGCCGCCAUGACGGAUACUACGCGUCUGUAGCGCCGUGGUGGCUGAACGCCAGGACUUACAUCUCCGACUCGAUCCCCCUUGCGCUUUUCUCGAUCUUCUUCUUUGGCCUCAUGAUCUCUGUCUCAUUCGCGGGUCUCCGUAUCGGCGAAAUUGGUAUCGACGUUCUGAAAUCCCUACCUCCUCUUCUCCGGGCCCUCGACCCAAGAUCCGCCAAUUCGCUCGCCAAACUCCGCGCUGAACGCCAGGCCCUUUCCGCACGUGUAGUCGAUGUAAUCGACACCUUCGCCCCCGAGAUCUUCCCUGACUUCGAAUCGGAGAAGCUCAUCUCACACGAACACCCCGAGGACGACACCUACCAAUCCCGUCUCAAGAGCAUGCCCCCCAGCGAGCCCGAAAGUCGCAACCGCAGCAAAGACCGAACCAGCCGGAGCCGAUCCCGAAGCGCGGGAUUCCUGUACGACACACUCCUCAAGCCCCUCUCCAUCAAAUCCAAGGACGAUCUUGGAGAAGUCAACCGCCGGAUUCAUGUCUCGAUGCAAGAGCGCGGUCGUCAACGUGUCCGGAACGAAAUCGACCCCGACGAAGAUGUGGUUUCGCUUGACGGUUCCACCAGCGCUCACAGCGGGGACAUCGCGGUAGAGGAGGUGAAGAAGACGAAAUAG